AUGCGACCUUGCCGGCAUUACUUUAGCCAGGAGGGAUGCAGGUAUGCUGAAAACUGCCGCUAUAGCCACGAUGAGUCCUUGCGCCAGCAGUUUGACGAGAAUGAUACUGAACAGCGGCACGUAGAUGCCAGCCGACCAUCUUACGAGUAUUGCGAAGAGGUUACCAUCCCGACGGAGAACCUUAAAUAUCUUAUUGGUAUUAAUGGAAAUACAUUACGGUCUAUCAAUGAAAAAUUCGGAACGUAUAACGAGCGUUUCUUAACUGUGGACGAUACCCAAGAAACUUUCACACUUAAGUUGUAUGGCAACUCGAAGGACGCGCUACAAAAAGCCUCUGAGGCGAUGCGGAACGUGGUAGGUGUGAAAAGCAAAGAGGAGCGGAAGAUUCGUUCCGAUUACGUUAUUAAUGAACUGGAUAUUAACACACGCGCCGUUAAGGUUCUGGCUGCGUGCAACAUUUUGAACAAGGGUACCCCUCGUCACCUCUCAGAGAAGAUUAUAAGAAACGUUGUAUCGACGGUUCGCUUUGUGCGCCCUCAGCGUCUGCUACACUUUUUCGUUUCUAGUACUAAUGGUGAUAGGGAGAAGCUUGAAGUUGUGAGUAAGAUUAUUUCUCAGCUCCAAGGAGUCCAAGCCAUUGUGUUUUGCGAACAAAAGCGCGUGGAAGCGUUCGCCAAUGUGGGCGGUGUUCAGCGCCUGACGAAGCAUUUUAAUGGCGUGAAGCCCAAGUUUCUGUAUCGUAGCAUGACGAAGGAAAUGCGAAUGAAGAAUCUGGAAGAGUUUAAGAAUGGUGUUGAAAAUGAAUUUGGUUUGAAGGAGCGGCUUCUUGUGACCAACGAGGACUACGCCAAACUUGCACGCAAGACGGUUAUUCCAUAUGUGAACCUUGUCAUUAACCUUAACGUCCCGCGCGAUGAAUUCUAUGUGAUACAAUCAUUGGUAGCCGGCCGCCAAGGCACUGUGGGGAUAUCCGUCCAGUUCGUCAGCCAACAGGAUGCAGCCAAAUUCAAUGAAGUAAGAAAGUUGGUACACUUUGAGGAAUUCACUAACGAGGAGGAUUUGCGUGAUGCUGUACUGCAGCUUUCCUAUGAUACCAAAGACCAUCCCCUGACGCCCCCAGAUGCCGAGCCACCAGCUGACUGGCGUGAACACUUGAAUGAUCCGAAGCCCAAGGGUUCUCAAUUUAAUCGACAUUAA
Messenger RNA from Phytomonas sp. EM1, 1197 nucleotides. Lineage: Eukaryota; Euglenozoa; Kinetoplastea; Trypanosomatida; Trypanosomatidae. The record is from the annotation of a GenBank genome assembly.